Echinostoma caproni is the source of this 219-nucleotide messenger RNA. NCBI's taxonomy places the organism in Eukaryota, Metazoa, Platyhelminthes, Trematoda, Plagiorchiida, Echinostomatidae. The record is from the annotation of a GenBank genome assembly.
AUGAAUACGAUGAGCUUAAUUGGAUACUGUUCCACUCUGCUCAGCUAUUUAUUUGAAUGCAAACUGUGUUUCGUGGAUUUAUUACUCGUAUUUCGUUUGUCUCCUUCCAGCGGUCCAUUAUUUUGCUGUCUGAUUCCAUUCUGUGUGGACGGAUGCAAAGAUGCAGUACACACAUGUCCUCAGUGUCACGCAACUCUCGGUGCAUACAAAAGGCUCUAG